CAAAGGGCACGGUUUGAUUGACGGCUGCAUUGCGCAAUCAGAAACCGAGGCGGCGAGGCACCGUCGGGAAAGGGGACCAAUCAGGUGGAGGGAGGCGCGGGUAGUUCAGCGCGGGCGGCCGAGGCGAUGGCCAGUUUUCCUUACGAUCCGAAUUACCGUGGGUCACCUGGACCUGCACCAGGAGCUCCACCAGGAAGCUACUUUUCAAGGGCACACCAACCUGGGAGUCAGUAUGGUACCCAUUCUGGGGGCCAGUUUGGUGGGCCACCACCAGGCAGUCCUUAUGGAGGCGCACAACCAAGUGCACCUUAUGGGACAGCUGGGCAAUAUGGAAGCCAAGUGCCAGGAGCCCCGUAUGGAGCCCCAUCACCUGGCGGGUACUACGGAGACCCUGGACAGGGAGGUGGAUAUGGGCCUUCAGCACCAGGCGCUCCCUAUGGAAAUCCAGCACCAGGUGGUCCAUAUGGAGGACCGGCAUAUGGAGGUCCACAUCCAGGGGGAUAUGGAUCUGGUGCUCCCUCAGCUGGUGGUGCUCCUCCAGGCAUUGAUCCAGAAGCCUACUCCUGGUUCCAGUCAGUAGACGCAGAUCGCAGUGGCUAUAUAACACUGAAGGAACUCAAGCAAGCACUUGUCAACAGCAACUGGUCAACUUUUAAUGAUGACACCUGCUACAUGCUGCUGAAUAUGUUUGAUAGGAAUAAAAUCGGUAAGAUCGAUUUGCACGGCUUUUCAGCAUUGUGGAGGUUUCUUCAGCAGUGGCGUACCAUGUUCCAGCAGUUUGAUCGAGACCGAUCAGGGACCAUAAACCCCCAGGAGCUGCAACAAGCGCUCUCUCAGAUGGGUUACAACUUAAGUCCACAGUUUGUCCAGUUCCUUACAUCCCGGUAUGCACGGAAACCAGCUCAAACCACCAUUCAAUUAGACAGUUUCAUCCAGAUUUGUACCCAGUUGCAGAGCAUAACUGAUGCCUUCAAAGAGAAAGACACCAGCCAUACCGGAAGUGCCCGUUUCAGCUACGAGGACUUCCUCAUCCUUGCUGUAUCACGCAUGCUAUGAUUUGAUGUAAUGACUGGAAUCCAAGAGAAGUUAACAGUUAUGAUAACUUUCCUUUCACCUACAAUGGAUUAAUAUAGAAAUGUAAAACUAUUGGGAUGCAAAUGAAAGGGUAAUUUAAAGUGGCUGAGAGAUCUGCACUCUCCUGAACAACCAGUUAUGGACCAAUGUACCAAAGCUGUACUUCCAAAAUAUUGCAAAAUUAAUUUUGUAAAAUAAUUCACUCACGUAUUACAGAAACCCUCUGCUAUGAUAAUGUAUACGCUAACUUUAAGUGUUGCAUAUAUUAAAACAGUUCAAAAUGAAGCUAGGUCCUGCUGUAACACUGACCUGGGUAAAGAGAUUUCAUACAGUAUAUUCCAGACUUGAGGCCUGUGGUUUGGACUGCAAAUCUUGUUUUUAUAUUUAUAUAGAAUAGUGUGUAAUAGGCUGCAUUUUCCAUGUAAUGAUCUAUAAUUAUUUUGCCUCCUGACAAUUAAAAGAAUUUCAAAU
Messenger RNA from Mobula hypostoma (lesser devil ray), 1545 nucleotides. RefSeq names its product penta-EF-hand domain containing 1 (gene pef1). The record is from RefSeq and is a predicted model, not a curated record. Gene Ontology annotation, molecular function: calcium ion binding. The transcript is spliced from 5 exons. Bases 127 to 1056 code for a protein of 309 amino acids. NCBI's taxonomy places the organism in Eukaryota, Metazoa, Chordata, Chondrichthyes, Myliobatiformes, Myliobatidae.